AUGUUGUCUUUAAUAUUCCAUAGUCUCUCUCACACUCACCUCCUACGGUCAAGGCCCACCUGCAUUCAAGGUCUGCAUCAAUUUGAAUGCAUUUAUCGUCACAUUCUUGCCUUCAUCGUCCGCCCAACAGACUCAUCAGCCGGGCCUGUCGACCCUAACUGCUACCUGCGUUCAGCUAUUCACUUACAGCAGGUUCUUUUAUCUGUUUCCUAUUCCAAUGCUUCAGAACUACCUUUUAUUGUUAAACAGGUAAACCCCCAUCUCUAG
Protopolystoma xenopodis is the source of this 267-nucleotide messenger RNA. Lineage: Eukaryota; Metazoa; Platyhelminthes; Monogenea; Polystomatidea; Polystomatidae. The record is from the annotation of a GenBank genome assembly.